UUCCAGGGGAACUCUCUGCUCUGUAUGCCCAACGUGCUCAAGGUGUACCUGGAGAAUGGGCAGACCAAAGCUUUCAAGUUUGAAGCAAACACAACUGUGAAGGACAUCAUCCUCACAGUGAAGGAGAAGCUGUCCAUCCGAAGCAUCGAGUACUUUGCACUGGCCCUGGAGGAGCAGUACAGUGCCUCUCGCCUGCACCUACUGCAUGAAGAGGAACUCAUCCAGCAGGUGGUGGAAAGGGAAGAAUCACAGGACUCCCGCUGCCUCUUCAGGGUGUGCUUUGUUCCCAAGGACCCUCUGGACCUGCUGAAAGAGGACCCAGUGGCCUUUGAAUAUCUGUACCUACAGAGCUGCAGUGAUGUCCUCCAGGAGCGCUUUGCCGUGGAGAUGAAGUGCAGCUCUGCCCUUCGGCUGGCAGCCCUGCACAUCCAGGAGCGGACCUAUGCCUGCGCCCAGCCACAGAAGAUCUCCUUGAAGUACAUAGAGAAAGACUGGGGAAUAGAGAAUUUUAUAUCUCCAACUUUACUCCGAAAUAUGAAAGGCAAAGACAUCAAGAAAGCCAUUAGUUUCCACAUGAAGAGGAACCAGAAUCUGCUGGAACCCCGACAGAAGCAACUUAUUUCUGCAGCUCAGCUACGCUUGAAUUAUCUUCAGAUCCUUGGGGAGCUCAAGACGUAUGGCGGGAAGGUCUUUAAUGCUACUCUGAUGUUACAGGAUAGAGAAUCCUACAUUGCCCUUCUAGUUGGAGCCAAGUAUGGGAUUAGCCAGAUCAUCAAUAGCAAACUCAACAUCAUGUCCACACUGGCAGAGUUUGCCAACAUCAGCCGCGUGGAGCUGACGGAAGAGUCUGAGAAAGUGAGCAUGGUCAAGGUCUACCUUCAGGACAUUAAGGUUCUGACAUUGUUGCUGGAAUCCAACAGUGCAAAAGACCUGGCCUGCUUGAUAGCCGGGUACUACAGGCUGUUUGUGGACCCAGCCAACUCUGUUUUCCUCUGGUCUGGAAACAGACAGCAGAUCCACCGGGUGUCUGCUGAAGAAGGCUAUGAGUCUAGGGCCUGCAGUGACUCAGAGGAGUCCUCUGAAGUGGAUUGUGUCCUGGAGCCCCUGUCUGACGGACGCCUGGUGAAGCUGAGCCUCUGCAGACCGUUCGUUAGAGAGGAUCAGCCCCCUGGAGAUAGCCCCACACCGGAGGUGACCAGGAGAGGCCCGAGCACCUGUGGGGCCAGCAGCAUGACGGACAGCGCUGAAUCCGAGGCCUCUGACUCAGCCAACACUGAGAGCCGAGGCUGCAGGACCAGCGGCUCCAGUGAGUCCAUGGACGCCCUGGAAGAGGAUGACUUAGAUGCAUGCUCCUCCAGCAAAAACAGCUUCUUCCAUUUUGACCCCCAAGGCUUUUCAAAGGGCCUUGAUACCAGCAGCCAAGAAGAAAAAAUCAGGGUUGAGACCAGCGGUUUCCUGUGUUUGCUGGACCUUGCCCAGAAUGCCAACCCUGGGUGCCAGAAGAUAGAGUGUCCCCAGGGCCUAGCUUCAGAGGCCUGCAGCUGGGGCUCAGACCUGAGCAUGGGCAGGCUAGACCCCAGGUUGUAUGAGGGCAGCCGGACUGACUACUAUAGCCUGUGUUCUAGCGUCUCCCCAGGAAGCCACCUGAGUGAUAGCUCUGAGAGUACAGCUUCCCGGCAGGGAGCUGCACCUCCACUGUGGUGCCAGCAGGGCUGGAUGGAGGCUCAGCCCAGCUCCACGCUGGGAAUGCUGGCCCUGCAGCCAACGCCACCACUGGCCUUUGAGGAUGGCAGCUCAGAUGAGGAGUACUAUGAUGCAGCCGACAAACUCACACCCCCCGACACACUCUCAGGGCCGAGAACUGCCAGUCUCAGUGCAGUGAAAUUGCAGACUCAGCCUAGAUCCUGUGGCUCCGAGGAAAGCCUGCAUCUGGGCCCCGAGGGAGGAGAAGCAAGCAGGCGGGGAGGGGUGAAGAAGUAUGCCAAGACCCUGAGGAAAAGGAGGUCCUUCCUACAGACAGACCACACCUGCCAGGUCUCCUUCCCCAUGGAGCCAUCUGCCUCCCAAGAAAACGUGGAUGACGUGUGCUACUACAACAGAGAGCCCUACCUGACCCUCACCACCCCCUCCCCAACUGUGUCCUCCCUGCAGGACAUGCAAGGUGAGCCAGGCCUCCUAGAGACCAAGGCCUUGGGGUUGCUGGCUUCCCUAAGGGAGACAAAGAACAAAAAUCCAGCCUCCAGGAUCAUGGAGAUGGAGCCGGAGACCAUGGAAACCAAGUCAGUCAUUGACUCUCGAGUGUCUUCCAUCUCUGCCAUUCGUCUCCGUAUUGACCCCAACAACACAGAGACUCCCGAGACUGCUCCCUUGGCUGUCACCACUGAUGAUGGUCCCUCGACAAAGGUCCCUCACAACCCCCAUUGUUCCAACCCAGGUUCUUCCAGCCCACAGGCUGCUCAGGUCAGGCCUUUCCAAAUCUUAUCUCAAGACCAAGGUGGCACCACCCCCAAAGAACUCACCCCGGGGCCUGAGGAUAGCACCGUCCCUCUCUCUGUGGCUGACCCUAAUCCAGGCAGCCCAGGGCCUCACCACAUCCCUCAAAAGGACCCAGCAGAGCCAGAAGGGGUACAGUCAGAAAUGGACGUGGGAUCUUUUGUAAUAAAUCAUAUACAAGAAGUUACCCCCAAGUCCACAGGGCCCCUGUGUCCUGGAGAUGGGCCUGUAAGUGAUCAAUGUGGAAUGCACUCAGAAGAGAUGGUCUUUGCUGCAGAAGAGGUGCUGCAAGGACAGCUAUCUUUGGAAAGUGACAGUGAAGCAACACACAAAAAUGGCCCCAACUUAUUUCAGAAGGGAUUUGGGAAGGACUUGGGUGAUUUCAAGGGUAAGGGGUCAGAUAGUGUUCCAGAGGCUCUUGAUGGUAGUGCUCUCGCUGGUGAAAUAACCGGUUCCCUCUCCUCAGAGACUCCUGGAACAGGGAUAGAACAGACCCCACCUGACUCCCAUGGAGAAGAGAGAGAAGCCAUAGGCCAGGCCAGCCAGGAACAGGAACUAUUGGCAGAACUGGACUUGGGCCCUGACUUCUUACGUGGGGUGCAGGCCAUUCCAUCAGCCUUCCCUCCAGAUAGAGUCAAGGCAGAGCAGCUUAGUUGUGUGAUAGGGGAAGAGACAGUCCCUAUGGAUCCCCCUCAGCAGGUCUGCAUCCUUACAGUACCUUCUCUGCCAAAGCUUUCGCCAUGUCAGGAGGAGCCGCGCUCAGCAGACUCAGGCCAUGGCUCACCAGCAGAAAGCAAGUGUGACAGUCCUGUCAUUUGCCUUCCACCUGAGAGGUCUUUCCUGUGCUUUGCCCCAGAGAGCUAUCCUGAAGGCUCCGCCAGUCUCAGCAGAACCAGCUCCUUGGGUUUUGCUGGCAUGAAUGAAAUAGUGCCUGCUGGAAUUGGCAUAGAGCAUUGCAGAUGUCAGUUCUCCUAUGCCACAUGUUUCCGUGGCCCGCAGCCUGAGACAGAGGAAGAAAACGGGGACCCACAAACACACCCUGCUGCCCCCCUUACCUCACCACCCUCUGCAGGAAGCGAGGUGACUCUGCCCUGGAGGUCAGCCCGUGCGUACAGCUGCACCACACCCCUGUCCAGGAAAAACCACAUCUGGCCAGAGUAUUGCUCCAGGGCUCUGAGGCAACUAAAAACUGUCCCUGCAAGUGCCCCCGAGGGCUUUGUCCAACUCACAGAGAGCCUGCUAGAGCUACAGGACAUUGUGGAAGCUUCCUGGGGGGUUGGCAACAAACACCCCCCUGAGAAAUGCACCUGGCAUUUUUCAGAAAGCCGGAGCCGCCUGUGCAUGGGUUCGCAGAAGCUCCUCUCCAGCUGCCAACAUGUGAUCAGAAUGGACCAGUCCCCUGAGGAGAUGCAGGGCGCUGUGCGAGUCACCUUCCAGCACCUGGUCCAGCUGGCCGGCCUCUGCUUCCAGUUCACGCACUGUAGCCGCUGCUCCACCCGGCACAGGGAAGUGGCUGGGAACCUGAGGGACGUGGUCUGUACCUACCACCAAUUCGUGGAGGCUGCGAAACUGACCUGCGAGAGGGGCUACCACGACCUCAGCGUCAAACUCUUGGCCCGCCAAUGCACAGCCCUCACAGCUGCUGUGUUCUGUUUGACCCAGAAGUUCCGGGCAUCCACUGCUCUGUGAACACGUCACCUACCGAGGGCCCCUUGACCUGCCUGGAAAGUUCUCCAAGAAGCCUCCUCCAGCUCUCCUCCCACCUCCGUUACAUGUUUACUACAUAGAAUAUUCAAAUAAACUGCUG
Molecule: messenger RNA, 4300 nt
Organism: Psammomys obesus (fat sand rat)
Lineage: Eukaryota; Metazoa; Chordata; Mammalia; Rodentia; Muridae
Gene: Frmpd1
Product: FERM and PDZ domain containing 1
Exons: 10
Cellular component (GO): cytoskeleton
Source: RefSeq, a predicted model, not a curated record